Messenger RNA from Ogataea angusta, 399 nucleotides. RefSeq lists its product as uncharacterized. NCBI's taxonomy places the organism in Eukaryota, Fungi, Ascomycota, Pichiomycetes, Pichiales, Pichiaceae. Bases 1 to 399 code for a protein of 132 amino acids. The record is from RefSeq and is a predicted model, not a curated record. The transcript has a single exon.
AUGGAGAACUCGUCGAUGCUUAGCAGUGUCUCUGGGACCCACCAGAGCACGAGAUCUAGCGCGAUCUGCCAAAACGACAGGCCUGUGGCCUUGUCUCGGGACGGUGGUGACUUUUUGGUGGUUGUUUGUGCUCGAUUGACCGCCAAGGAGCCGAGGUAUAUUUUGAAAAAUGGCCGCGAACAGCCGCAUGCAAGCGCAAUGUGGCCGACAGCGACGCUCAGGCCCCGUACGCGCACACUGAGCCCGUAUAUUGCUAGUGGUAGCAGCAGGGAGAACGGGGCCGGUGACAGGCCAAUGCCGCGGACAGACACGCGCACGCCCAGCAGCACGCCCAGCACAGGCCACGGCAGAAGCACAAGAGCCAGAACGACACAACAGUUCAUUUGGCAAGACGUGUAG